This is a messenger RNA of Habropoda laboriosa, 1295 nucleotides long. RefSeq names its product integral membrane protein 2B. Gene Ontology annotation, molecular function: amyloid-beta binding. Gene Ontology annotation, biological process: negative regulation of amyloid precursor protein biosynthetic process. The record is from RefSeq and is a predicted model, not a curated record. Gene Ontology annotation, cellular component: Golgi apparatus; extracellular exosome; plasma membrane. The coding region runs from base 202 to 1089 and encodes 295 amino acids. The transcript has 5 exons. NCBI's taxonomy places the organism in Eukaryota, Metazoa, Arthropoda, Insecta, Hymenoptera, Apidae.
AUCUCGGUUGCAUUUGUAUGUAUGCAGUUCAUUCUGAAAUUUUGUGGGCUGUAGUGUGCAAUAUCUACGUACAUAUUGUGUUAACUUUAACAUUCGUCGAAGUGCGGUGAUCGUUCGUUGGAGUUGUACGAUCGGACGCACGAAAACAGAUUUCGUUUGCUGAUAUAUUUGAGAAAGUUUGAAGUCAAAACAUUUAUCAAAAUGACGAUCAUCACAAAGGCCAUUACUGAGAAGAAGGCGGACGAAAAGGAACAACCGGUGUUUGUUGAGGAGAAUGCAGUGGAAAAUGGUAAAAGAGAUGCAGAGGCUCAAGAUUUGAAAUCUGUGAAAGGUCCCUAUUUUGUUUCUCGAAAGAGUAUAUAUCGUAUUCAUGUGACUUCAACAUUUUUGUUGUUCCUUGUUGCACUUAUGAUAUUUAUAAUUGGAGUUAUUGGUGGUUUAUACCUAUAUAGGCAGUAUGCCCAAACACAGAUGCACAGAUUUAGAACAGGAUGGUACAGCAUUCCCUAUGACAAUACAGAUAAAUUACCUUAUACCAGAGAUGCAGUACAUCAAAGCUUUAUAGCAAAUUCUGAUUUGAUUUUGAAAAGUUUAACAAAGGCAACAGAGCAAGAAGCUGUGGACAUUGAGAAAAAUAAUGAAAUUAAAAUUGAUGUACCUGAUUUUCGUGGUGGACGUCAAGGCCGUUUUAUACAUGAUUUUAAUGUUAGCAAAACUGGUAUCAUUGAUAUUGAUGGGCAAUGUUGUUUUGUGAUGCCACUGAAUCGUCAAACGGUUUUACCACCGCGCAACAUGUAUGAUCUUCUUAGAAAAAUGUAUAAUGGUUAUUAUGAAGUAAACACAGAAAUUGUACGUCAAACAAUGAAAGUAGUUACACCACCAAUCACUGAUUUAUCUGUUCUUGGUACAUACAUAGCUCGUGAAUGUCAAGAUUUACCAACAUAUAUGUUGACAGAAGUAAAUUCAAAUGUUGUUAAACGUAGCAUAUCAAGUGGUGUGUUUGGCCAAUUUGCAGGAAAAAAUAUCAUAGAAUUUGAUAUUUUGAAUUUAGAUGAUGUUGAUAUAUAUAAAAAAAGUUCACAAGAUUGAACAGAAGGAAUUUACAAUUAUUUUAGAAUAUUUACCACCAGUAGAUGUACCAAUGUAUAAAAAUUGUAUCCAGCCCAGCAAACUUAGGUAACUUCUUUGUAAGUUGCUGCAAAUCUUAUUCCCGCCAACUACUCCUUCUUUAAGAAGUCGAUUUGAACUAUUUACUUUCAAAUAUACAUUCACUUUCAGGAAAUUCAUUAAGUCUU